UAGUUUUAAUACUUUUUCCUUUUUAGGCUGUAAUGUUUACGGUAGGUGCAAGCAUAGGUUUCUACUCUGGCGAUGUUAAUUCACUUUUAGACGAUAUGAAAGUUUUAAAACCCACUUUUUGGCCAGCGGUACCUAGAAUGUUGAACAAGCUCUAUGAUAUGACUCAAGCAAAACUUAGUAAAGAAAUGAUGAAGAUGAAUGUUGUAAGCAAUAGACAUGGAAUGAAAAAAUCUAGAGGUAUAGAAGAGCUCUGGACUCCAGAAAUAUGUAAAGGUUUCGCUGAAAGUCUAGGGGGAAACAUAAAAGCCAUUCUUUCCGCAGCAGCACCCAUAUCAGAGACUGUUCUUCGAUUUUAUCGCCAAGUCUUAAACUGCCAAGUAAGCACUUGUGUGAACAAUAACCCUUGUGUAAACUUCAAAAAACUUGAAUCUUAUUAUUGCAGCAACUGUGAAGCUAUUUAAAAGUUGUGGUUCAUA
This is a messenger RNA of Parasteatoda tepidariorum (common house spider), 476 nucleotides long. RefSeq names its product long-chain-fatty-acid--CoA ligase 6-like. NCBI's taxonomy places the organism in Eukaryota, Metazoa, Arthropoda, Arachnida, Araneae, Theridiidae. Gene Ontology annotation, molecular function: long-chain fatty acid-CoA ligase activity. Gene Ontology annotation, cellular component: endoplasmic reticulum; membrane. The record is from RefSeq and is a predicted model, not a curated record.